Messenger RNA from Suncus etruscus (white-toothed pygmy shrew), 990 nucleotides. Its product is annotated as CMRF35-like molecule 1. The transcript has 8 exons. Gene Ontology annotation, cellular component: plasma membrane. Lineage: Eukaryota; Metazoa; Chordata; Mammalia; Eulipotyphla; Soricidae. The coding region runs from base 1 to 990 and encodes 329 amino acids. The record is from RefSeq and is a predicted model, not a curated record. Gene Ontology annotation, molecular function: transmembrane signaling receptor activity.
AUGGUUGUGCUGGUUGUGCUGGUCGUGCUGAAGAAGCUCCUCAGAUACAGCUCCCAAUAUGCCCUCACCCAUCCCAUCACCCUGGCUGCUUUGGAGCAGGACUGUGCCCACCAAAGCCCCAGGGAGAAGAUGCGACCCCUUGGAAUCCUCAUCCUCCUCUGCUUCCUUUCACGCUCAGCCACCAUCUGUGGACCCGACACAGUGAUAGGUUAUGUUGGAGGGUCUGUGACCGUGACCUGUGACUAUGAUGUUGGGUAUAAGAAGAACGGAAAAUGGUGGAGUCGAGGGGCAGCCAGCAGUUCCCGCAGAAGCCUUAUAGAAACCACUGGAAGAGAGCAGGAGGCUAAGCGGGACCGUGUGACCCUCAGAGACAUCCAGAGAGAGCACAGGUUCAUUGUAACCAUGGAGAAGCUCAGACUCCAUGACACUGACACGUACUGGUGUGGGAUUGAAAUGCCUGGACCUGAUCUGAUGUUCCGGGUGACAGUGGCUGUUGGCCCAGGCCUUUUUGCUCCCCUACUCCUCUCCAUCAUCCCUGCUGGGUUGCUGCUUCCCCUACUGGUGGCUGUCCUGCUUGUUUGGAGGAAGAUGAAGCGUCAGAGGACAGAUUUCCCCUCUGGUUUCUGGGCAGUUCUUGGGGUGACCCAGACAGAUGCCAGCACAGCCCACAGCAACCUCAGGUGCUGGAGUCUCCCCAAAACUGGUAAGAGUCCUGAGACCACACCUGAGAUACUACCUGCCCCUUUCCCAGCCACCACCUGGUAUCUGGAGACCCAAUACACAGAGGAUUGGAGCCAUGAGCCUGUGUCCAGAGUUGGACAGGACAUCCAGGAAGGGGAGUUCAUCUGCUACGCACCUCUGUCUCUGAGCCCCCAAGCCCCGGAUUCCACUUAUGACAACACAGACCCUGACAUUGUCCCCAGUGCCAGCAGGAGCUCUGAGGUUGCCAUGGAGUACAGCAGCAUCAGGAGGCCCAAGGAUGGGUUAUGA